Messenger RNA from Myripristis murdjan (pinecone soldierfish), 4723 nucleotides. RefSeq names its product fms related receptor tyrosine kinase 4 (gene flt4). The record is from RefSeq and is a predicted model, not a curated record. Gene Ontology annotation, molecular function: growth factor binding; ATP binding; transmembrane receptor protein tyrosine kinase activity. Gene Ontology annotation, biological process: positive regulation of kinase activity; multicellular organism development; protein phosphorylation. The transcript has 30 exons. Gene Ontology annotation, cellular component: signaling receptor complex; plasma membrane. NCBI's taxonomy places the organism in Eukaryota, Metazoa, Chordata, Actinopteri, Holocentriformes, Holocentridae. The coding region runs from base 174 to 4418 and encodes 1414 amino acids.
CUUCUUUUCCUGCGCAUUUCGGAUCUCGCAUAUCCUCUCCGCAGAGUGCAGGCAUCGCUUGGCUGAGGUUCACCUGACUUUUCCGACUCACGGACUUUACUUUUCCCCCUUGCCCCGGUCUCCUACCCAUCUCCUGUCUGCACUGAUCACCACCAUUUACACUAACAAGUUUGAUGAAACUGCCGCCUAAGCCUCUGGACUGGACCGGAGAUCUGGAAAUGAAGACAGAUUUUACGUUUGUCUGUCGGAUUUGGAUUGGAAUCGCAUAUGCCUCAGGUCUGGUGAUUGGAUUUUCUAUGACUCCGCCCACCCUUGACAGCCCCACAGACGAUAUAGUGAUUCCAGUCCAUGAAACACUAACCAUUACAUGCAGGGGACAGCGCACACUGGCCUGGGCCUGGCCUGAUCAGACUCUGGUGGGACAGGAGCUCAGUGACCGUCAGGCCCAGCUGCAGCCCACCAGGAGCCCCGGGCAGAGAUCGGCCUUGAUGCGGGAGUGUCAGGGCCAGCCUGGCAAGCCGUACUGCAAGAUCCUGAUCCUGAGCGGCACGUGGGGAAACGACACCGGCUACUACCGCUGCUCUUACAAGGAUGUCAAGGCCAUCAUUGACGGCACCACUGCCGUCAGCAUCUAUGUCUUUGUCAGGGAUCCUGACCAGCCCUUCAUCAGGAGAAACGGCUACGGUGACAGCAGUGGAAAUGGAGACCUGGAGACCAUUUUAAUCACACGCUUCUCUACUCACAUAGUGGUGCCGUGCCUGGUCACAGUGCCUGACCUCAACGUUACUCUCCACGCGUAUCCCACUCCUCUGGAGAUGGACGGUGUGACAUGGGACAACAAGCGAGGCUGGUCCAUUCCCCGGCAUAUCUUAGACAGCAUGCCAAUGGUCAUUGGCCUUAUAUGCAUAGCCACACUCGGAGACAAAGAGUACCAAUCCAGCAACUACUUGAUCCACACUACAGGAAGUCAGGUUUACGAUGUCAAGCUGUUUCCUGAGGACCCAGUUGAGCUGAUAGUGGGGGAGGCCCUCAACCUUAACUGCACGGCAUCAGUCGAGUUCAAUACAGGGCUGGACAUGAAGUGGUCUUAUCCUGGCAAACAGACAAACAGUUUGGUGAGCAUUCAGCACCAGCGCGACGCUCUGGCACGAGCCACAGAGGCCGUCAGCAUCCUGACCAUCCACAGUGUCAAUGUCACCGACACCGGGCCGUACAGCUGCACCGUCACCAGCACGGAGACGACACAGACCCUGGAAACUCAGGUCAUAGUUCAUGAAAAGCCAUUUAUAAGCCUUGACUACAGAAAUGGACCAUUAGUGGAGGUAAUGGCCGGCCAGAAAUCCUUCAAACUGCAAGUGAAAGUGUCUGCCUACCCCACACCAGAAACGCAAUGGUAUAAAGACGGAAAGCUGAUUAGCCAGCGUCCAGAGUUCAGGAUGAAAAGGAUGAGGACGCACCCAAACCACGCUUUGGAGAUCAAAGAUGUUUGUCAGGAGGAUUCUGGGUACUACGCCGUGGUGCUGAAGAACAGUGAUGCUGGGCUGGAGAGGAGCCUCAACAUCACUCUUGUUGUCAAUGUUCCUCCCCAGAUCCAUGAGAAAGAGGUGGCCGAGCCGUCCAGUCCAUACCCAAGUGGCAGCAGCCAGAUUCUGACAUGUACUGCCUACGGUCAUCCUGCACCCAAUGUCAGCUGGCAGUGGAGGGCAUGGGGCCCCUGCGUCCUCAACAGCACCCAAAGCAGACUAGUCCGCCGAGACAGGAAGGGCCGGAGUGACAGGAUCGCAGACUGUCAGAACUGGCAAGACAUUAACUCAGAAAAUGCUGUGAACGAAAUCGAGGUUAUUGAGCCUUCCACCGAAGUAGUGGAUGGCCGGCAAAAGAUCGUGAGCCGGCUCUACAUUCACAACGCCAGCGUUUCAAUAAUGUACAAAUGCUCUGCUGAAAACAAAGUGGGCAAAGACGAGAGGCUGAUAUACUUCUAUGUAACCACCAUCCCCGAGGGCUUCAGUGUGGAGGUGCAGCCCUCGGAGGAGCCCCUGGAGCAGGAGAAGGUGUCCCUCUGCUGCAGCGCUGACAAUUACACUUAUGAGCAGCUGCAGUGGUAUCGCCUGGAUCCCCAGGCCCUGCAGGAUGAGCGAGGAAAGCCACAGGAGCUGGACUGCAGGAGCGUCCAUCUCUACGCGGACUCGCUGGCAGCCCAGCUCUCCUUCCAGGAGCCGUCCAACAGCUGGGUCCUGGAGUUCACCAUCCCCUCUGUACGGCUGCAGGAUGAGGGCCAUUACGUGUGCGAGGCUCAGAGCAGGAGGAGCGGGGAGAAACAGUGCCUGUUCAAAUACAUCUCUGUCAAAGCCCUGGAGGCGCCUCGGUACAAGCGCAGCCCCACCAACCAGACUGUGAAUGUGACGGAGUCUCUGCGGAUGGAGUGUGAUGUGGAGGGCAGACCUUUGCCCCAGCUCUCUUGGUUUAAAGACAACCAGCCUCUCCACCAAAUGUCAGGGAUCCAGCUGCAGGAUUCCAACCGGACGCUCAGUAUCCAGCGGGUGAGAGAGGAGGAUGCCGGUCUCUACACCUGCACCGCCUGCAACCAACGCGGCUGUGUCCACUCCUCCGCCGCCGUCCAAGUCAUCGGUUCAAGUGACAAGGCCAAUGUGGAGAUUGUAAUCCUCAUUGGGACUGGAGUCAUCGCUGUGUUCUUCUGGGUUUUGCUCAUCCUCAUCUUUUGCAACGUGAAACGGGUGAACCCGGCAGACAUAAAGACGGGCUAUCUGUCAAUCAUUAUGGACCCGGGCGAGGUGCCCCUGGAUGAGCAGUGUGAAUACCUGCCCUACGACUCGUCACAGUGGGAAAUCUCCCGGGACAGACUCCGGCUAGGAAAAGUCUUGGGCCACGGUGCCUUUGGGAAGGUAAUUGAGGCAUCGAUCUUUGGCAUCAGCAAGAGCAACAGUCUGGACACAGUGGCAGUCAAAAUGCUGAAGGAGGGAGCCACGGCCAGUGAGCACAAGGCCUUGAUGUCCGAGUUAAAGAUACUGAUUCACAUCGGUAAUCACCUGAAUGUUGUGAACCUCAUAGGCGCUUGCACCAAACCCAAUGGUCCACUGAUGGUGAUAGUGGAAUAUUGCAAGUACGGGAAUCUGUCCAACUACCUGCGAGCCAAGAGAGAGUUCUUCCUGCCAUACAGGGAUCGCUCUCCCAAAACUCAGAGCCAGGUGAGACGGAUGAUUGAGGCGGGUCAAGUGGACCAAAGAGGUCGCCACCCACCUUCCCCGUCCUCCCCCUCACUUGGCGGCCCUCCGACUCAGACACCCAACAUUAGCACUCCUGCUGUGGAGAAAAUGGAGGACUUGUGGAAAACUCCUUUGACGAUAGAAGAUCUCAUUUGCUACAGUUUCCAGGUGGCUCGUGGGAUGGAGUUCCUGGCGUCCAGAAAGUGUAUCCACAGAGACCUGGCAGCCCGGAACAUUCUCCUGUCAGAGAACAAUGUGGUGAAGAUCUGUGACUUUGGCCUGGCCAGAGACAUAUACAAAGACCCCGACUACGUCAGGAAAGGCAAUGCUCGCCUGCCUUUGAAGUGGAUGGCUCCAGAGAGCAUCUUCGAUAAAGUGUACACCAGCCAAAGUGAUGUGUGGUCUUUUGGAGUUCUCCUCUGGGAAAUCUUCUCACUGGGUGCCUCUCCAUACCCAGGGGUACAGAUCGACGAGGAGUUUUGUAAGCGAUUGAAAGACGGUACCAGGAUGAGAGCUCCAGAGACAGCCUCCCCUGAAAUAUACGGGAUCAUGCUGGCCUGCUGGCAGGGUGAGCCCAGGGAGAGGCCGACCUUCCCUGCCCUGGUGGAGAUCCUAGGAGACCUGCUGCAGGAUAACAGCCUACCGGACGGGAAGGACUACAUCCCUCUGAACCACUCCCAGAGCUCAGAGGACGACGGCUUCUCCCAGGUCUCAUCACGCCCUCCAUCUGAAGAGGAGCUGAGGCUGGCCUGCAACACCCUGCCCACCAGGUAUUAUAACUGCGUGCCCUUUGCCGGGUGUGUGUUUGUGGGACCAUCAAAAAUGUGCCAGCCCAGAGUGAAGACAUUUGAAGAGUUGCCCCUGGAGAUGCACCCACAGAAAUCUCCACAGGACAACCAGACAGACAGUGGGAUGGUUUUGGCCUCAGAAGAAUUUGAGCGAAUCGAACACAAGCACAGGGGUGCAAUCUCAAAAAGUCAUGGCAGCAGCAGGAGCACAGAGCGUCUGACAGCCUCCCACGGCUCCCUGGAUCGAAGCAGUGGCACAGGCUCGUCCAGGCACCGGCCCGCCUUCCUCAGCCAGCUGUCAGGACAGACCUUCUACAACAACGAGUAUGGACAACUGUCUGAGGAGGGCGUCUGUGACUUCUUCUCCUCGCCAGACGCCUCCUGCCUGGCUUCCUCCAACCUGUAACCUACCAAAGAUGCAGCCGAGAGACAGGAGAGGGUAGAAAUUCACUGCCACCGGGGGGCAACGCGGGUCAAGGGAAGUGCUACUGUUGACAUUUAAUCAAUCAUCUAUUCAAGAAGAUCAUGUCUAAUCGUGCGUGUUGAUAAUAAGCUCAAACACAAAAGCCAGCCUGAAGACCACAGCUGACCUCUUCUUAAUACUCUCAUCUCAAAGCCCUCUCUCUCUCUCUGGGUUGCUGCACUGAAAUGGACUGAGCUGUAUGUGCCUGAAGUUCCUCUAACCAGCCACUGGGUGGCAGCAUUAUGUCA